This is a messenger RNA of Hibiscus syriacus, 1029 nucleotides long. Its product is annotated as PHD finger protein ALFIN-LIKE 4-like. Gene Ontology annotation, molecular function: transcription coregulator activity; histone binding; transcription cis-regulatory region binding. The coding region runs from base 165 to 926 and encodes 253 amino acids. Gene Ontology annotation, cellular component: nucleus. Gene Ontology annotation, biological process: regulation of DNA-templated transcription. NCBI's taxonomy places the organism in Eukaryota, Viridiplantae, Streptophyta, Magnoliopsida, Malvales, Malvaceae. The record is from RefSeq and is a predicted model, not a curated record. The transcript is spliced from 5 exons.
GUGCCUCUUUCCUUACUUUUUCUCCUUCAGAGAGAAACUGAUCGGUCAAAUGCUCUAUUGAACACUAAAAAAGAAGCACCCAUUUCCCCAAAUCUUCCCUUCCUUUUCCUUCUCUGCUUCCCCACCACUCUCAAAGAAAGAAAAGAAAAAGAAAAGUCUGGGUUAUGGACGGCGGUGCUGCCUACAACCCACGUACUGUUGAAGAAGUCUUUCGAGAUUUCAAGGGUCGUCGAGCUGCCAUGAUUAAAGCUCUCACUACUGAUGGGGAAGAGUUUUACAAGCAGUGCGAUCCAGAGAAGGAGAAUCUUUGCCUUUAUGGAUAUCCCAGUGAGCAGUGGGAGGUGAAUUUACCAGCUGAAGAAGUGCCUCCGGAGCUUCCAGAGCCUGCGCUGGGUAUUAACUUUGCCAGAGACGGGAUGCAAGAAAAGGACUGGUUGUCUUUGGUUGCCGUACACAGUGAUGCAUGGUUACUUUCUGUCGCUUUCUAUUUUGGUGCUAGGUUCGGAUUCGAUAAAGCUGAUAGGAAACGCCUUUUUAAUAUGAUAAAUGAUCUUCCGACAAUAUUCGAAGUUGUGACAGGAGUAGCUAAGAAACAGACAAAGGAAAAAUCGGCAGUUUCAAAUCAUAGCAGCAACAAAUCUAAAUCAAACUCUAAGCGAGGAUCUGAAUCCCAGCCCAAGUAUUCGAAGGCGGUGGCAGCCAAGGAUGAGGUUGAAGAUGGUUUGGAAGAGGAAGAUGAUGAGGAGCACGGAGAGACACUAUGCGGGGCUUGUGGAGAUAAUUAUGCAGCUGAUGAAUUCUGGAUUUGCUGUGAUAUGUGCGAGAAAUGGUUCCAUGGGAAGUGCGUUAAGAUUACGCCGGCAAGGGCCGAGCACAUUAAGCAGUACAAAUGCCCAUCGUGCAGCAACAAGAGAGCUCGACCUUGACGACGGUUGCGCUUGGUGGUUUGUUGUAUGUGGAUUCGGAUAUCGUGGACUUCCUAACUGUCUAGUAGGUGACGUAGUAGUCAGUGUGUGGUUUAAUUUAGGA